Marchantia polymorpha subsp. ruderalis is the source of this 1015-nucleotide messenger RNA. NCBI's taxonomy places the organism in Eukaryota, Viridiplantae, Streptophyta, Marchantiopsida, Marchantiales, Marchantiaceae. The record is from the annotation of a GenBank genome assembly.
GGACCCGGGCACGAAGCUGCCCGUGGAGACUCGGAGACUCCGACACCAUCGCCGCUGGGGAAAGGUCCAGCGCCAACUUCGACUACCGUCGACUUCGCUAGCUUCCGCUAUCGCCAGGCUCAGGUGCCGUCCCACCAGCAAAACAGUAUUGGCUGAGGGUGCUGAAGGAAGGGGAGGGUGACGGAUUAUAAAGCGCAUCAUUCAUAUUCGAAGUGCAGCGGUCGUCGCGUCUCGUCUCAUCAGAGAAGAACGAUUUGUUGCGGACACGGAAUUGCUCGCCUCGACGUCAGCUAGUCCUGCAGUUGGAAGGGACGAACGAUCAGAUCAGUGUUCGAAGAUGUGUUACCCUGUGAAGUGCGCCACUUGCAGCCUAACCACAUGGGCUGGCUGCGGCAAGCACGUUCCUUCAGUUUAUGAGAACAUUCCCAAGGGUCAGGCCUGUAUGUGCAAGGGAUGGCCCGGAGUUAACCUUCCGAAGCAGGAAAUCUGCACAGAUGCCCCAAAGGCUGCGCCCAUCACCACCACCAAUGAAACGGGCUCUGUUACCAAAUGACUAUAUGGCCUGAAAGGUCUCUGGAGAUGGUAGUCUUCAGCAAUCUGUACAAAUCAACAUACAAUGGGUGGCACAGUCGUGGACGUGUCCCUUCGGAGCUCGAGGCGAGGAAAGACUUCCUUCCGCAAAGGCCGCAUCAACGCUCGUCUGGAUUACACCUACGAUGAGAGGACACUAUUGAAUGUUUUGCUAGUUAGAACAUGUCGGUGAAAGAUGCCUAUCUCAUGCACUACUCGCGUGUGUCUCGCUUUCUUCGUGAAAUAGUCGGGGACAGAUUCAUUUUCAUGCACUUCCCACUGUCUUUCUGGAGGGUAAGCUAUUAGAACAAGUAAUGAUGAUACAUGUUAUCGUCGUAGCUUGAGAUUAAUAAAUUUUCCUCUCAAAUGCUUGCCACUUGUGAACAUUUGAUAAAUUUCCAGUCGAAAUUAUGCUAAUAGGUAAGUAAAGAGAAUUAUUGAGAAU